Messenger RNA from Zingiber officinale, 1348 nucleotides. RefSeq lists its product as uncharacterized. Lineage: Eukaryota; Viridiplantae; Streptophyta; Magnoliopsida; Zingiberales; Zingiberaceae. The transcript is spliced from 4 exons. The coding region runs from base 273 to 1100 and encodes 275 amino acids. The record is from RefSeq and is a predicted model, not a curated record.
AGGUGGGAUUCUCUAGUACAGACUAGAGGAUGGAUUAUCUGUUUAGUAGGUGGUAUUCAUUUAAAUAUAUCAAUGAAUAUUAUGGUUCAUCCUCUCCUUUGACGGCAAAGUGCGAUUUAGAGGAUCCGCUCUCAAAUUAUGGUGGAUGAAAACGGAUUUUUCAAAUGAAAGGGUGGGUUGAUGUAAAAUAGUAAGUCAAAUAAUUUUCAAAUAAAGCUGUUAUUUUAAUAAUUUUGGGGGGUAAAUUGAAAUUUCAUGAAAGCAAUAAAUCCAUGGAUGCCUCCUCGAAGCUCGCUCGCUCUCUCCCCGAGCUAAUUGCACCAUGCGCUUCCACUGGAGCUCCUCCUCUCUUCUCCCAUCUUCUCUCUCCUCCCGCUUCCCUCCCCGGAAUCCGCCGCCGGUUCUCACGCAUAGACGAGUCAUGCAGGAGGCUGUCUCCUUCGCCGUCGCUUCUUCCCUGCCGCUGGGAGUCGCCGACCUCGUCGACCUCGCCCGCAACAAGGUACUACAGCAGAUCAAUAGCACGAAGUGAGCAUUUUGUGCGCUGUUUCCGCUUCUUGAAGGUAGUAGUGGCGGCCGCGAUCGCUGGUACCAUCGAGCAGCUCUCCAAGCCGCUGGCCUCGGCGAUUUCUGGGAAGGGCAUCGACCUCCGGACGGCAGUCCGGUCGGGAGGCAUGCCGUCUGCUCAUUCCGCUGCUGUUACUGCUGCGGCUACUUUGCUUGGCCUAGAUAGGGGAUUCUCAGAUUCGGUUUUCGGCAUGUCUGUGGUAUUUGCUGCUCUAUUUAUGUAUGAUGCUCAGGGUGCCCGGAGAGAGGUAGGCAUUCAUGCCAAAAUCCUCAACAAGAUCCAAAAUUCCCAAGCAGAGCCAACAUCUCAAAACUGGGAAGAAGAUGACUGCCAGAGCAAAAGACUAAGAAGUUCCUCCAUGAAUUGUGAACAGAAUUCUCCUGUCGUCUCCAUUUCUUCUGACAAGGAAGACUCAUACUUAUUCCAAAGACCUGCUGCAAUCACAUCUAGUGAGGUGAAGAUUUCAGAUUGCACAAAAGUGGAUAACACCAAAGAACCCAUUCCCAUGGAACAGUACAAUCACAGGAAUUGAAUGAAUCAGUUGGCCAUACAGAGAUUCAAGUUAUAGUUGGUGCCUUAUUAGGUUUAGUUGUGGGUGUAGCCACAGAACUUACUUUGUGAUACUCAUACAGAAGAAGAAUCAUCAGAUCAUUUUUUCCUUUUUAUUUUGACAAUUUAAUUUUAUAUUGAUAUAAAUGAUUUAUUAGGGGAUUCAAGUAAAAGGUUGGUUGUUAUUGGUGUAUGUAAAUGAUAUAAUCUCUUUAUAAUACAAUUUAUUAA